Meyerozyma guilliermondii ATCC 6260 is the source of this 654-nucleotide messenger RNA. It is a transcript of the gene PRE3, whose product is annotated as proteasome core particle subunit beta 1. Gene Ontology annotation, molecular function: threonine-type endopeptidase activity. The record is from RefSeq and is a predicted model, not a curated record. Bases 1 to 654 code for a protein of 217 amino acids. The transcript has a single exon. Lineage: Eukaryota; Fungi; Ascomycota; Pichiomycetes; Serinales; Debaryomycetaceae. Gene Ontology annotation, cellular component: proteasome core complex.
AUGAAUGGCAUUUCCGUAGAUAUAACCCAUUUGAAGAAAGGCGAGGUCAAUUUGGGAACCUCCAUCAUGGCAGUGACCUUCAAGGACGGCGUAAUAUUGGGGGCUGACUCACGUACCACAACUGGCUCCUAUAUUGCCAAUCGUGUCACCGACAAGUUGACGCAAAUUCACGAUACUAUAUAUUGUUGUCGGUCUGGAAGUGCUGCCGACACCCAAGCUAUCGCCGACAUUGUCAAAUAUUACAUGCAAAUCUACACGUCGCAAUUACCUCACGAUGAAAAGCCAACCACACAAAUCGCUGCCAAUAUAUUUCAAGAACUUUGCUACAAAAACAAGGAUAAUUUGACGGCGGGAAUCAUUUGUGCUGGAUACGAUGAGAAAAACAAAGGUACGGUUUAUCUGAUUCCCAUUGGAGGUUCUAUACAUCAGCAGGAAUACGCCAUUGCCGGUUCGGGGUCUACGUUCAUAUACGGAUGGUGUAAUGAAAACUAUAAGAAAGACAUGGAGAAAGACGAAUGUGUCUCGUUCAUAAAGACGGCGUUGUCCGAGGCUAUCAAGUGGGAUGGUUCUUCGGGAGGUGUGAUCAGAAUGGUGGUGUUGACAGCCGAUGGAGUGGAACGUAAGAUCUUUUACCCUGACGAGUAUCAGAAAUAG